UGUCGAUUAUCAACAUCUUGAAAGAGUGCAUGGAUUGGAUAAACGUUUAAUGUUGUCAAGCAGUCCGGCAAAUUCUUUGGGGGAAGGGAAAAAAGUAAAACAAACAAAUAAUUUUAAUCAAAUAAAUAAUUAUAGUAAUAAUAAUUUUAAUAUUACACAAAAAAGACAUUUGGAAGUUAAUAAUGAAAUGUUUGGUGAGGAACCUGUUGAGAAAAUGCCUAAGGUGGGGACUGGAUUUUUGUUAAAAAUAAGAGGCAAUUUAAUUAGUUCCUGA
Molecule: messenger RNA, 274 nt
Organism: Meloidogyne enterolobii
Lineage: Eukaryota; Metazoa; Nematoda; Chromadorea; Rhabditida; Meloidogynidae
Source: the annotation of a GenBank genome assembly